Molecule: messenger RNA, 1458 nt
Organism: Cyprinodon tularosa
Lineage: Eukaryota; Metazoa; Chordata; Actinopteri; Cyprinodontiformes; Cyprinodontidae
Gene: lrrc61
Product: leucine rich repeat containing 61
Exons: 9
Coding region: 177-962 (261 amino acids)
Biological process (GO): outer dynein arm assembly
Cellular component (GO): cytoplasm
Molecular function (GO): protein binding
Source: RefSeq, a predicted model, not a curated record
CCGUCCGUCUCUAAUCCACCUGUCUGUUAUUACUGCACCAAUGAACGCCUCCACAUCCCACCUCUGGACAAAUGAUAAUUUCACACUUCCUAAAUAAUUCCAGUUUUGCUUUGCGCUGGUUCAACUGUCACCUUUCGUGACUUUUCUCUCCAUUGUCCCUGUGAAAGUUGCCCAGCAUGGACUGUAAGCGAGAAAAGGAGCAGGAUGCAGAGUGUGAGAAGAUAACUGCUGUGCUGCUAAAGUCACGAACCGGAGAAUUUGAUUUGGAAUCCAUACUGUUUCUUAAACUCAGGGGUCUUGGUAUACAUGACCUCGGAUGCAUUGGCGAGUGUGUAAAUUUGGAGAGGCUGGACCUAUCAGGGAAUAUUAUAUCAAAUCUUGGACCUCUAGCGUCUCUUCGGCUUCUGUCUGUGCUUAAUUUGUCGGCCAACAGAAUCUGUAAUAUAGAGCCACUUCGUAGCUGUGAAAAUGUACAAAAUUUGAAUUUAGCUGGUAAUUUUAUUUCCAGCACUGAGAGCCUACAUUGCCUUGUUCCUUUAAAAAAGCUAGAAAGCAUACGUCUGAAGGACAACACAUACAAUUACAGUAACCCAGUGUGCAGGAGCACUUCAUACAGAACUGUUGUACUUGAGAUGUUCCCUAACAUCAAAGUGCUGGAUGGAGAGAGAGUUGUUGGACGAGGAAGUGAAUUGUACCAGUUAUGCAAAGACAUUGAUGAGACUAUAAAGGCUGGUUCAUACAAGAACGGGCAGCUUAUUGAACAUCCUGAUUGCAAGCCAUGGGUAGAAGAAGGUUACUGGGAAAUAAAGCGAUCCAACAACGCCAUUAUUGAAGAAGCCUACAAACAGUUCAAUGAUGUUCUUCAUGAAUGCAGACUCCUGAACAACAGAGCCACUCAUGUGAUUUCCCAGACUGAGAGAUCCAUGAGCUUGAAAAAGCAGCCAAAGCAAUAUGCCAUCUGAACAGGGCUAUUUUGUACACACCUUUGUGCAACGUUCAGCAGCCUUUGUUGCUUUUUAAUGACGUAUAUGACAAAUGUACUGUAGCUUUUAAAUAGCCAUGCUGUAUCCAAAUGCUUUAAAGAUAUCAUUGCCUGACACACAUGCCCUGUGCCGCUGUGUGUGGACUUCGCUGUUACCAUAUCCAUCCUAUGCAUUGAAAAAUGCGUUGGUGAUUGGAAAACCUUUACUCCUACUGCUACCCCUCAGUUUGUUUGAAAGGUGUCUUAACUUGCACAGUAAGCAUUUUGUAAAAUGCUGUAGCCUGAAAUUAUGCUGAAAGCUAUGCUGCUUAUAAGAAUUUUAUUUGUCUUUAUUUCCAGAUAGUUUUAAUGACGUUGUUAGUUUAAAGUGUAAAUGUGUUCUGUACUGUGUUUUUUUUUUCUGUUUAUGCAAAGUUUGAAUGAUUGUUGUGGCUCUGACUGCUUAUUCUUUUUUUUAAGACUUUGCAACUGACCUG